UAGGGUGGGCAGACAGCUUAACGAAGUCUAUGCGCUACCCAUUCUAAUGCUUAUGGGUUAUGGAUUUUUUAUUGUCACGGCCCAGUUGUAUUUCUUUUAUUGUUCUCAAGUGAAUCAGAUAGUACCAGCCCUGUUUCGUCCCUGCCAAAGUUGGUGGAUAACCUGUCUAUAUAUCUGGUAUGUAUCCUCAAAAUGUAUAGCUAUUUUAAGAGGAAACUGGAAAACAAAUUUGGAAUCAAAAAAGACCGGCGUUUGUAUACAUCGCUGUGCCGUGGCAGAUGAUAAAAAUGAGACCUAUGAAAUGAUUAAUCACCUUUCAUUAAAACUAUUCAAUCAAGCUUUAAACUCUAAUGCCUGUGGUUAUUUUUCCUUAGAUAUGGAAACAUUAUUUGGUUUUUGUGGUGGCAUUACAACAUAUUUAAUCAUCUUAAUACAAUUUAAUCUUGAGCAACAACAAGUAAAAUCAAACAAUGAUAAUGGCGAUGAUAAACAAAUGGAAUUAAAUACGUUGAAUACUGACCCGAAGAGCUACGAUACCAAUGAGGAGCAUGUGUUUAAUGGGACACAUAGUGUGAAUAUGACUUCAUUAUUUAAUGUAUUCUAUUUCACUUGGAAUGAAUACUUUAAGAAUUUGUGA
This is a messenger RNA of Lucilia cuprina (Australian sheep blowfly), 637 nucleotides long. Its product is annotated as gustatory receptor for bitter taste 66a-like. Gene Ontology annotation, cellular component: membrane; neuronal cell body; dendrite. The coding region runs from base 47 to 637 and encodes 196 amino acids. Gene Ontology annotation, biological process: sensory perception of taste. Lineage: Eukaryota; Metazoa; Arthropoda; Insecta; Diptera; Calliphoridae. The transcript is spliced from 4 exons. The record is from RefSeq and is a predicted model, not a curated record.